Molecule: messenger RNA, 501 nt
Organism: Benincasa hispida (wax gourd)
Lineage: Eukaryota; Viridiplantae; Streptophyta; Magnoliopsida; Cucurbitales; Cucurbitaceae
Product: zinc finger protein 2-like
Source: RefSeq, a predicted model, not a curated record
AUGGAUUCAGAUCAAAAACUAGGAAGCAGUUGCUCAGAGAGUUCAAGUGAAUUAGAACAAUCAGAGGAAGUAAAGGAAGAUGAUUAUUCAGAUAGUUUCACCAAUAAUAUCAUUAAACGUUCAUAUGAAUGCAUAUUUUGCAAACGUGGAUUCACCAACGCUCAAGCUCUUGGAGGCCACAUGAAUAUUCAUAGAAAAGAUAGACCCAAUAAACCUCCAAAAUUAAUAUCUUCUUCUUCUUCCCUUCAAAGCAACCAAAUACUUGGUCCAUCCACUAAUUUCAACAGCAUCCCCUAUUUUGGGCCUCUUUUGGGUAGGUCUCAAGUGAACUAUCAAGCAUCGUCUUCUAACUCACAUGGCUACUUCCAGCAACUUGGAGAUUUUAAUAUGAACCUUUGGGGGUCAGAUUUGAGCCUACAAAUCGGACCGACGACGGGGAGGAGGCAACUUUGGAAUGGGGAUGGUGUCGAUUUGGAGCUUCGACUUGGUCAUCAUCCGUAA